GGCAAGGUUCCCUAUACAUGGCAGCUAGAAGUGUCUGAGGCACUUCUGUUAGGUCUCGACUGUUCAGUCAUUGCUGGUACCGGCACUGGCAAGACAAUGCCUUUCGUGCUCCCAUUACUUGCACAACCAAACAAACAUGUACUCAUCAUAUCCCCACUUGAUGCUCUUGAGGCAGACCAGGCCGAAAAAUUCCGAGACAUAAAUCUUAUGGCUGUAGCAGUGAAUGGCAACUUGUACAAUCAACAUCUACAUCAAGUA
Messenger RNA from Suillus plorans, 258 nucleotides. RefSeq lists its product as uncharacterized. The transcript has a single exon. Gene Ontology annotation, molecular function: nucleic acid binding; ATP binding. NCBI's taxonomy places the organism in Eukaryota, Fungi, Basidiomycota, Agaricomycetes, Boletales, Suillaceae. The annotation marks the transcript as partial. The record is from RefSeq and is a predicted model, not a curated record.